AGGACUGAGCUGCUCCCCGAGCCGCACCGGGGCACCCACCAGAACCGCCGGACUGCCGCUGCCAUCUCCUGCCCCCUGCCCGCCUGGCAGCUCCACCCUACCACUUACCCGGCACAGGUCUCACUCUGGGACGUACCAAGUACAGCCCAUGUAGGGGGCGCAUGCUGCUACUAGGCAGGGGGGAUACCGCGUACCGGGGCGGGGGAGUUACCCAGCUGCCAGUGACAGCAGUGACGGCGGCUGGUACCAGGCACACCCCCCUCUGUGUGAGCCGCACGCCGCUGCCUGAGGCACAGAGACUCCCCCGCCGGGCGCGGUGGUUUGCUCCAUACAUAGUAGUAUUACUUUAGCCGCCGCCGGUGUCAGCGCUGUCAGUGUCUCCGGACUAUGCAGAGUUCCCCGAGUGUCCGCCUGGGCGCAUUAUGGGCUGCAGCCCCCUCCCUCAGCCCUGUCAGGGUGUGUGACCCGGCUCCUGCCUGCCGCUGCUAGUUCCCGGUCAGGGUGUGUGCCCCUGCUGCCCGGGUGUCUCAGCCCUGUCCCUGCCCGCGGGUGGCGGCGGCUGCUGCUUAGGAGGAUCGCGCUCUCCGGGUGCCGGUCACGUCUGAAGAAGCGGAAGCGGCUCCGGUACUAAGUAAGGAGAAGAGGAGAGGAAACUCCGGGGAGCAGCCCGCUGGAUUUCCCUCCACUCACCUCACAUUGCACCAAUCCGGGGUUUGAUGCAGGAGUCUCCAUUUUGCACGCAAGUGGUAUUUUCUUUGUGUUCAUCCAUAUAAGGUUCCUGCAGAAGACUCUUCUUCUUCACCCUUACUGAACAUAGGCGCUGCAGAACCCUUGUGGCGCCAUUUAAAUCAUGGUAUUAAUUACUGCAGGAAAGAUUUCAAUUGGAUUCAUAAAGGAGUAAAUGGAGGCGAAGUUUUCACCUUUUGAAGAAGUUUCAGAAUGGGGAAGCAGAACAGUAAAUUGAGACCCGAGGUUCUUCAGGAUCUUCGGGAAAACACGGAGUUCACAGACCAUGAGCUGCAGGAGUGGUAUAAGGGUUUCCUGAAGGAUUGUCCCACUGGACACCUAACUGUAGAAGAGUUUAAGAAGAUCUACGCAAACUUCUUUCCGUACGGUGAUGCUUCAAAGUUUGCCGAGCAUGUGUUUCGCACCUUUGACACAAAUGGCGAUGGGACGAUUGACUUUCGGGAAUUUAUCAUUGCACUUAGUGUCACUUCUCGCGGGAAACUGGAACAGAAGCUUAAGUGGGCGUUCAGUAUGUAUGACCUUGAUGGAAAUGGUUAUAUAAGUCGCGGAGAGAUGCUAGAAAUUGUCCAGGCGAUCUACAAGAUGGUAUCAUCUGUGAUGAAAAUGCCAGAUGAUGAGUCUACACCAGAGAAGAGAACAGACAAAAUCUUCAAGCAAAUGGACACGAAUAAUGAUGGUAAACUUUCCCUCGAAGAAUUUAUUAAAGGUGCCAAGAGUGAUCCUUCAAUCGUACGAUUGUUACAAUGCGACCCAAGCAGCACAAGCCAGUUCUAAUGAUUUCAGCCCGCACGGACAGCCGCAACCAAACACUGGCUUGUCAAUCAAGUUUUGCUUGCAAGUGAAUGCCUUCUCAGUCAUUCCUCUACUCUUUGUGGAUAACCACCCCUUGCCAGAUUGUUUUCUGUGUGUUAGAGAGAAAACAGCCUUGCACCCGUUUUAUUUCCCAGUUCACAACAUUCCGUUCACCUACUGUGCAUCGCGCCCAGCGUCAGGUAUGUUUACGUCCGGAUACUAGGGAAAAUCGACACCAAGUCGCUGCCCUGGAUUUUAAAUAUGUGAAAUCAUUCUGAUUGUUCUGUCAUGACACUAUGAUGAACUAAGAACAUAGAUCGCUGUUUCACUUUGCAACGAAAGCCGACCAGGAGAGAUGGACAAUGCUAAAAGCACAAGAGUAUAAAUCGGUUUAUUUUCCUUUCUUUUAUUCGUAAAUACAAAUGGCUUGAAAUCUAUGUAAUAAAUGAAACCAUUAUUUUGCAUAUACAUGGACACACAGCGUGUGUGUGUGUAUAUGUAUAUAUAUAUAUAAUAUAUAUAAUUUCUGUGUGUGUGCUGUUUAUAUAUGUAUAGAGUGCAUGUACAGCUCAAUGUAUAUUGUAUAACGAUGAUUUUUCUCCCAUUUCCCGGUUAAGUUCCUUCCACACCAGGGGACUACCUCCUUUGUUAUGAAUGGGCUAAGUGGAGAGAGUACAUAAAAACUCACCAUCCCAUUUACCAGGCUUUCUGUAUAUGUAAUUUUACUAAUAUUCUUGAAUGGACAUUACUCUCUGUGACCCUUCAUCAUGUAGUGAGGAAAAGAAAAUUGCUGUUCUAAACAAAAACUGCAUGACCAGCUAUUGUGGCUUUUUCACUAUUUAAUUAAAGAAUGCUGACUUUUUUUUCUUUUGAGAAAGAUUCCUGUCUUACGUAAAAAGUUCCAGAGCCUAUUGUGUUUAAAAAAAAAUUAAAGAAGAUAAAAACA
Molecule: messenger RNA, 2485 nt
Organism: Pseudophryne corroboree (corroboree frog)
Lineage: Eukaryota; Metazoa; Chordata; Amphibia; Anura; Myobatrachidae
Gene: HPCAL1
Product: hippocalcin like 1
Exons: 7
Coding region: 940-1521 (193 amino acids)
Molecular function (GO): calcium ion binding
Source: RefSeq, a predicted model, not a curated record